Messenger RNA from Gallus gallus (chicken), 2153 nucleotides. It is a transcript of the gene TRIM79, whose product is annotated as probable E3 ubiquitin-protein ligase MID2-like. Gene Ontology annotation, molecular function: zinc ion binding. NCBI's taxonomy places the organism in Eukaryota, Metazoa, Chordata, Aves, Galliformes, Phasianidae. The record is from RefSeq and is marked validated. The transcript has 6 exons. Bases 36 to 1838 code for a protein of 600 amino acids.
GCUCCAGAUACUGCUCUGGGGAUCCUCCUAGGGGGAUGGGCAGCCCCGGCAGUGCUCAAAGGAAACCUGUGUGCCCAAUGGGACACCCCGUCCUUGGGGGAACUGCCAGCAGUUCCCAGUCCCCGCCCAGCCAGCUCACCACCACAGCUCUCCCUUUGACCUGGGCUUCGCCUUGUUGCGUAGUGUGUUUGGCAGACGCCAUGGCAGAGCCGCAGGUGCUGGAGGGGCUAGAGGAGGAGCUGACGUGCUCCGUCUGCCUGGACAUCUACAGGAAUCCUGUGUCCCUCGGCUGUGGCCACAGCUUUUGCGAGGAGUGCAUCCAGGGGGUGCUUCGCAGUCAGCACUGCCCGCAGGGCCUCUUCAGCUGCCCGCUGUGCAGCGCCCUGGAAGCCCCUCCUACGAAGCUGCAGCCCAACAUCCAGCUCCGCAGCAUAGUGCAGAAGUUUUUGGACACCAGUGAGCAAAGCGCCGCUCUUGAAGAGGAACUAAGACGUCAAGUGGAAUGUGAAGAGAAGGGAGAAAGUUCAUAUUUUCAUGAUGAGGAGAUCCUGUGUGAUUUCUGCCUUGAGAACCCUCAGCCAGCGGUGAAGACGUGCAUGAACUGCGAGACCUCCCUGUGCCAGGCCCACCUGGGCAAGCACAGCACAAAGGCUUUCCUGACAAGCCACGUCCUGGUGGAGCCCUGUGACGCUCGUGUUUUGGCAGAAAGGAGAUGCUCCCAGCACGGCAAGCUGCUGGAAUGCUACUGUGUGACAGACUCGGUCUGUGUCUGCAUGCUGUGCUGUGCCACCAGCUCCCACAGGAGCCAUGAAAUCAUUAGUGUGGAAGAGGCUUUUAGCCAAGCACAGAAUGAUUUUCCUAAAACUCUGCGAACACUGAAAAAACACAAAGCUGCAGUGAAUAAAAGCUUGGAAAAUCUGCUGACACAACAGGAGAAGAUAAAGGCAUUGGAAAGAUUGCACAGGAAUCAUCUGGAGAACUCCUUCAACGCGAUUUGUGAGCACCUGGAAAGAAGAAAAACAAAGAUCCUGGAAGCCAUCAGUGACAUUGAGGGGAAACAGCUUUCUCAGAUUCAGCCGUGGAUAAAAGAACACAAAGAGAUGAAGGAUGCUGUCAGCAGUGAUGUACGGGAGUUGGAGGCUCUGAGGGAUCAGAAGGAUCCAGUACUCUUCAUUAAGGGUUUGGCAGCAAUACAAGCCAGGAAGAGGGAACAAGUUCCUAAUAAAGAUGGUGUAGAACUGGCAGAGCUGCUCAGUAUUAUGGAUGGAUCAAUAAAAGAUACCAUUCAAGAGUUUUUCCAGCCUUACAUCCAGUUAAUCUUGGACACAAAGCCCUCAGUGGAAUCAUCACCUACUCAUGAACAUCUGACUUUCAAAUCAUGUCAAGCACAUGGACUACACGUAGAUGACAAGGUGCUCAGUGUAGUCGAGCUGCCUUCCUCACUGCCUGUGCCACACAAAGAACAGUUCUGGGUGUACAGCACCAGGCGCUUCUGGAAUGGCCAGCACUUCUGGGAGGUGAUCACCCGUAACUCAUUGUGCUGGAAAGUGGGUGUCAUUGAUAACAGUUUUCAGUGCUACCUGGAAAUGUCUCAGAGGUGUCUCAGGGUGUUCCUAGAUAAAAGACAGAUUAAAGUCCAAUCUCUUAAUACAGCCAUUGGAAUGGUCAGGGUGGAGCUAGAUUGCGAAAGAAACACAGUGUCAUUUUGUGAUGUGUCUGGCAAGGAUUAUCCGGGCUCUUCUUGGAGCUUUGUGCCCAUAGCUACAGUACCCAUCCCUGCAAGUUAUCCUGUCUAUGCUGUCUUCAGCAUUUCUCAUGGCUCCCUUUCACUCCCAUAGCGACAUGGGGGUAAGGCUGCCUUGCCUUUCUGUGCCUUGGUUCUCUACAUUUUUGGGCUGCACUGCAUGGACUGCUGCCCUGGCACAGUAAAAACCAGGCUUCAGGCUGGGCCUGCUUGCAGCCUGCUCCUGAGCUACAACAAGGUUCUGGUCUUUUGCAGCAAUGAGCUGAGUUGAGAGAAUGAGAAAAUGGGGCUCUACCAUUAAAUAUAUCUCCUCAGGUUUUUAGUAUUUUUGUUUCAGUAUUGUACUUUUGCUCAACUGUAUGGGUUGCUGUGUUGGAUGGAUAUUAUUAAAGUAAUUUUGUUCACAAAA